This is a messenger RNA of Suncus etruscus (white-toothed pygmy shrew), 6505 nucleotides long. RefSeq names its product dicer 1, ribonuclease III (gene DICER1). The record is from RefSeq and is a predicted model, not a curated record. NCBI's taxonomy places the organism in Eukaryota, Metazoa, Chordata, Mammalia, Eulipotyphla, Soricidae. Gene Ontology annotation, cellular component: nucleus; cytoplasm; RISC complex. Gene Ontology annotation, molecular function: RNA binding; deoxyribonuclease I activity; DNA binding. Gene Ontology annotation, biological process: siRNA processing; apoptotic DNA fragmentation; pre-miRNA processing.
AUGAGUGAAAAGCUCUGCUUUGCACCCCUCAGCAUGGCGGCUCUGCAGCUCAUGACCCCCGCUUCCUCCCCCAUGGGUCCUUUCUUUGGAUUGCCAUGGCAACAAGAAGCUAUUCCUGAUAACAUUUACACGCCAAGAAAAUAUCAGGUGGAACUGCUCGAAGCAGCUCUGGACCAUAACACCAUCGUCUGCUUGAACACUGGCUCAGGGAAGACUUUCAUCGCAGUGCUACUCGCCAAGGAGCUGUCUUACCGGAUCCGGGGAGACUGCCAGGACAUUGGGAAAAGGACGGUGUUUUUGGUCAACUCUGCAAACCAGGUAUCCCAGCAGGCGUCGGCAUUCAGGACUCACUCCGAUCUCAAGGUGGGCGAGUACUCGGACCUCGAUGGAAGUGCUUCUUGGACAAAAGAGAAAUGGAACCAAGAGUUUACCAAGCACCAAGUUCUAGUUAUGACUUGUUACAUCGCCUUGAACGUGUUGAAAAAUGGUUACUUUUCACUCUCAGACAUUAAUCUCCUGAUGUUUGAUGAGUGUCAUCUUGCAAUCUUAGACCAUCCCUACCGAGAAAUUAUGAAGCUCUGUGAAAACUCUCCAUUAUGUCCCCGGAUUUUGGGACUAACUGCUUCCAUUUUAAAUGGGAAAUGUGAUCCUGAGGAGUUGGGAGAAAAAAUUCAGAAACUGGAGAGAAUCCUGAAGAGUAAUGCAGAAACGGCGACUGACUUGGUGGUGUUGGACAGAUACACUUCACAGCCCUGUGAAAUUGUGGUGGAUUGUGGGCCCUUCGCUGACCGAAGUGGGCUGUACGAGAGACUGCUGUUAGAAUUAGAAGAUGCACUUAAUUUUAUCAAUGACUGUAACAUACCUGUACAUUCAAAAGAAAGAGAUUCUACUUUAAUUUCUAAACAGAUACUGUCCGACUGCCGCGCUGUCCUGGUGGUGCUGGGCCCAUGGUGUGCCGACAAGGUCGCUGGCAUGAUGGUCCGCGAGCUGCAGAAGUACAUCAAGCAUGAGCAGGAGGAGGUGCAGCGUAAGUUCCUGCUGUUCACUGACACAUUCCUCAGGAAGAUCCACGCACUGUGCGAGGAGCACUUCUCGCCUGCCUCCCUGGACUUGCGCUUUGUGACGCCCAAGGUCGUCAAACUGCUGGAGAUCCUGCGUAAGUACAAGCCGUACGAGCGGCAGCAGUUCGAGAGCGUCGAGUGGUACAACAACAGGAACCAGGAUAAUUAUGUGUCCUGGAGCGACUCCGAGGUGGAUGAGGAUGAUGAAGAGAUUGGAGAGAAAGAGAAGCCAGAGACGAAUUUCCCUUCCCCAUUCACCAACAUUUUAUGCGGGAUCAUUUUUGUGGAAAGACGAUACACCGCAGUGGUCUUAAACAGAUUGAUAAAGGAAGCUGGCAAGCAGGACCCAGAGCUGGCUUACAUCAGCAGCAAUUUCAUAACUGGACACGGCAUUGGAAAGAACCAGCCGCGUAACAAACAGAUGGAAGCCGAAUUCCGAAAACAGGAAGAGGUACUUAGGAAAUUUCGGGCCCAUGAGACUAACCUGCUCAUUGCAACAAGCAUUGUGGAAGAAGGUGUUGAUAUACCGAAAUGCAACUUGGUGGUUCGUUUUGAUUUGCCCACAGAGUAUCGGUCUUAUGUUCAGUCCAAGGGCAGAGCCAGGGCCCCCAUCUCUAAUUACAUAAUGUUAGCAGAUACAGACAAGAUCAAGAGUUUUGAAGAAGACCUGAAAACAUACAAAGCUAUCGAAAAGAUCUUGAGAAAUAAGUGCUCCAAGUCAGUUGAGAGUGGCGAGGCCAACAUGGAGCCCGUGGUGGACGACGAGGAUGUGUUUCCACCCUACGUGCUAAGGCCGGAUGGCCCUCAGGUCACCAUGAACACAGCCAUCGGGCAUAUCAAUAGAUACUGUGCUAGAUUGCCGAGCGAUCCGUUCACUCAUCUUGCUCCAAAAUGUAGAACUCAGGAGUUGCCUGAUGGUACAUUUUAUUCGACUCUUUAUCUGCCAAUUAACUCACCUCUUCGAGCUUCCAUUGUUGGCCCGCCCAUGGAUUGUGUCCGGCAGGCCGAGAGAGCAGUAGCCCUCAUCUGCUGUGAGAAACUGCACAAAAUCGGCGAACUGGAUGACCACUUCAUGCCCGUUGGGAAGGAGACGGUCAAAUAUGAAGAAGAGCUCGACUUGCAUGACGAGGAAGAGACCAGCGUUCCUGGCCGACCGGGUUCCACGAAACGGAGACAGUGCUACCCUAAAGCAAUCCCAGAAUGUCUGCGGGAGAGCUACCCCAGGCCGGACCAGCCCUGUUACCUGUAUGUGAUUGGCAUGGUCCUCACCACGCCGCUCCCUGACGAACUCAACUUCAGGCGGCGGAAGCUGUACCCACCCGAGGACACCACCCGCUGCUUUGGCAUUCUGACGGCCAAGCCAAUACCUCAGAUCCCGCACUUUCCUGUGUACACGCGCUCUGGAGAAGUGACCAUAUCCAUUGAGCUGAAGAAGUCUGGCUUCACACUGCCCCUGCAGAAGCUGGAGCUGAUCACCAGACUUCACCAGUACAUCUUCUCGCACAUUCUCCGGCUCGAGAAGCCUGCUUUAGAGUUCAAGCCCACCGACGCUGACUCAGCAUACUGUGUUCUACCUCUUAAUGUUGUUCAUCACUCCAGCACUUUGGACAUUGACUUUCAGUUCAUGGAAGACAUUGAGAAAUCAGAAGCUCGCAUAGGCAUUCCCAGUACCAAGUAUUCAAAGGAAACACCAUUUGUUUUCAGAUUAGAAGAUUACCAGGAUGCCGUUAUUAUUCCAAGAUAUCGCAACUUUGAUCAGCCUCAUCGAUUUUAUGUCGCUGAUGUCUACACUGAUUUGACCCCACUGAGUAAAUUUCCUUCCCCCGAGUAUGAAACUUUUGCAGAAUAUUAUAAAACCAAGUACAACCUUGACCUGACCAAUCUCAACCAGCCCCUGCUGGAUGUCGACCAUACAUCAUCACGACUUAAUCUUUUGACCCCUCGCCAUUUGAAUCAGAAGGGCAAAGCACUUCCUCUGAGCAGCGCCGAGAAGAGGAAAGCCAAGUGGGAGAGUCUACAAAACAAGCAGAUCCUGGUUCCAGAGCUCUGUGCUAUCCACCCAAUCCCGGCGUCGCUGUGGAGAAAAGCAGUCUGUCUGCCAAGUAUUCUUUACCGCCUUCACUGCCUUCUGACCGCAGAGGAGCUGAGAGCCCAGACAGCCAGCGACGCCGGGGUGGGGGUCCAGUCGCUUCCCGUGGACUUCAGAUACUCCAACCUGGACUUCGGGUGGAAGAAAUCCAUCGACAGCAAGUCUUUCAUCUCGGUUGCUAAUUCCUCAGCCGAAACCGACCCUCAGUGUAAGCACAGCCUAACUGUAGUCCCUGACAAUGCUGCACAGCCCGGUGCUAACCGAACUCCCUCUCCCGGGAACCACGACCAGGUGUCUGUGAGCGGCAGAGCGAUGCCCGCCGCGGGGGCCAGCAAACCCCCCGCGGCUGCGGUAAACGGCCUCGCCUGCCCCAGAGCCCUUGCCAAUGGCAGAGACUUUUGCCAAGGAAAUCCGCCGACUUCCUCCUGGCCCGAAAUACCUGAACAACCACCUACCUCAUUCUCCAUUCGGAAUUUCUACAACCGCGGGAACCAGCCCCCAACCAUGCCCCGGCCCAGCGCUGAAUGUACCCUGCCCGGCGGCCGGCGCCCCGACGGACUCGCCAACACAUCUACCUCAGAUGGGCAUCCCACCGUGGCCGCGGGCACCCUGGAGGAGGUGGCUCCGGGCCCCUGCCACUCCCCUCGGACUCUGGGCCCCAAUCCCGGGCUCAUCCUCCAGGCACUCACCCUCUCCAAUGCCAGCGAUGGCUUCAACCUAGAACGGCUGGAGAUGCUGGGCGACUCGUUCCUAAAACAUGCCAUCACCACCUACCUUUUCUGCACCUACCCCGAUGCGCACGAGGGCCGCCUCUCCUAUAUGCGGAGCAAGAAGGUCAGCAACUGCAACCUGUAUCGGCUUGGCAAGAAGAAGGGGCUGCCAAGUCGCAUGGUGGUGUCGAUAUUCGACCCCCCUGUGAAUUGGCUUCCUCCCGGCUAUGUGGUCAAUCAGGACAAAAGCCGCUCGGAUAAGUGGGGGAAGGACGACCUGACAAAAGACUGCAUGCUGGCCAAUGGCAAGUUGGAGGAUGCCUUUGGGGAGGAGGAGGAGGAGGAAGAAGAGGAAGAGGAGCUGACGUGGCGUGCGCCCAAAGAGGACCCCGAUUACGAGGAUGACAUUCUAGAAUAUGACCAGGAGCACAUUAAGUUCAUCGAUAACAUGCUGAUGGGCUCAGGUGCCUUCGUAAAGAAAAUCUCCCUUUCACCCUUUGCCAGCCCGGACUCGGACCCAGCGGCGGCCACGGCGGCAGCUGCAGCGGCCGCAGCUGCAGCGGCCACGGCAGCCGCCACCUACGAGUGGAAGAUGCCCAAGAAACCGCCGCUGGGGGCUGCGCCCUUCUCGUCGGACUUGGAGGACUUCGACUACAGCUCGUGGGAUGCCAUGUGCUACCUGGACCCCAGCAAGGCUGGGGAUGAGGAUGACUUCGUGGUGGGCUUCUGGAACCCAUCGGAGGAGAGCUGCGGAGCCGAGGCGGGCAAGCAGUGCCUCUCCUAUGACUUGCACACGGAGCAGUGCAUCGCAGACAAGAGCAUCGCCGACUGCGUGGAGGCACUGUUGGGCUGCUAUCUGACCAGCUGUGGGGAGCGUGCGGCCCAGCUCUUCCUCUGCUCGCUGGGGCUGAAGGUGCUGCCCACCAUGCCCCGGGCCCGUGGAGGAGGUGGAGGAGAAGGAGCAGGGCCUAGAGCCCUGGCUGGGGCCCUCUGGAAGGACCUGGAGUACGGCUGCCUGAAGAUCCCACCACGGUGCAUGUUUGACCACCCGGACGCCGACCGGACGCUGGCGCAUCUAAUUUCGGGCUUCAGCAACUUUGAGCAGAAGAUCAACUACAGGUUCAAGAACAAGGCAUACCUGCUGCAGGCCUUCACACAUGCCUCCUACCACUACAACACCAUCACGGAUUGUUACCAGCGCCUCGAGUUUCUGGGGGAUGCGAUCCUGGACUACCUCAUAACCAAGCACCUUUACGAGGACCCCCGGCAGCACUCCCCGGGGGUGCUCACGGACCUCCGUUCGGCCCUGGUCAACAACACCAUCUUCGCGUCCCUGGCCGUCAAGUACGACUAUCACAAGUACUUCAAGGCUGUGUCCCCUGAGCUCUUCCAUGUCAUCGAUGACUUCGUGCAGUUCCAGCUGGAGAAGAACGAGAUGCAGGGCAUGGACUCCGAGCUAAGGAGAUCCGAGGAGGACGAAGAGAAAGAGGAAGACAUCGAAGUCCCCAAGGCCAUGGGGGAUAUUUUUGAGUCACUGGCUGGUGCCAUUUACAUGGACAGUGGGAUGUCACUGGAGACAGUCUGGCGUGUCUACUGCCCCAUGAUGCGGCCGCUCAUAGAAAAGUUUUCUGCGAAUGUGCCCCGGUCCCCUGUACGGGAAUUGCUUGAAAUGGAACCAGAAACUGCCAAGUUUAGCCCGGCUGAGAGGACGUAUGAUGGGAAAGUCCGAGUCACUGUGGAAGUGGUGGGCAAAGGCAAAUUCAAAGGCGUGGGCCGGAGCUACCGGAUCGCUAAGUCGGCGGCAGCCAGAAGAGCCCUGCGAAGCCUCAAAGCAAAUCAACCUCAGGUUCCCAACAGCUGAAACCCCUCUGGAGAGAAAACCGAGUGUUUUUGUUUGUUUGUUUGUUUGUUGUUGUUUUUUAAAAAAGCAGAAUUAAGGGAAGAAAUAUUUAAGUUGAAAAGGCUGAUUUUAAGGUGGAGAAGAAGCAGAAUGAAUUUGAGGCAGAAUAAAUGAAAUGUCUGUUUGAUAACAAGCUAGAUCACAAAAUAAAACAUUGAACAUAUGUACAAAAAAAAAAACAUCGCCACUCACUGUAGUUGUAGUUUCUUUGCACAAACACAAUCUUUCUUUCCUCACUUCUGCUUUGCCCCACUCCCUAGCGCGCUUCUGUGUUACCUGCUAGUUAGCCCAUGUUUUGGAAUCUUUGGCCACAGGCUUGGGUUGGCUGGUUGGUUGUUGGUUUCUGUUUGCUUUUGUGUUUUCAUUUCUGGCAGCUUGGCUUGGUGUCGGGAGAUGGGUCUGCUCCCCUCACUCGUGGCUUGCACAGCCCUGUUUGCUUCCCAAUAUUGCAAAGCGGACUGGAAGGAUCUGGUUUGCCGGCAGAAACUUGCACUGUUGGGAUUGUUCUUCCCAGGCCAAUGGGGCUGAUGCUGGGAUGGGUUGCCCACUCAUUCCUUGCAGUGAUGAAGGGAUGAAUUUCAGAUGAAUGCUGCUGGCCUGCCGGGGAAUCCGAGUCUAGUUUUCAUGUGUCUCGCAUCCAAGAAGUCUUGCCUUAAAAAAAAAAUCAACACAAAAAUCAAACCUCCUAAUGCAUCUUUUAGUUCCUGAUCUUUGGGAACAAGCUUUCUUUCUUUUUUCUUUUUUU